GAGCCGCACCGAAAACGGUGGUAAACAACAACAGAAUGGCUGAUGAACGGAAUUUCCGUUCAACUUAUUACGAAAAAGUCGGCUGCCGGAGCGUGGAAGAGCGAAAAUCUUUGGAAAUUCUGCUCAAGGACAAGCCGCUGAAUGUGCUCAAACUGAAACAGUUCUGUAUCCGGUUCACUGUACCUAACAUCCACCGGAGUGUGCUAUGGAACUUCCUGCUCGGUGUCACUCCGGCCUAUACCGAUUCCUGCAAAUAUGUAAUGACCCAACGGGAAGCGGUGUACGAUGAUUUACUACGGGCCUUGCAGGUGAUGAGAAUUGUCGAUGAUAAAACACCAAAGCCCAGGGUUUUAUACGCAAUGUGGCUUCUGGAAACUAAACAACUUUGUCUGGGAUAUGACCUGAAUCAAGAGUGCCAUUUCAGCAACAUAACCGAGGUGUUGUUGCAGAGCUUCGACAACGAUAUCGAGAUCUAUUGGAUGGCUAAAGGGUUUCACGAGUACAGCCAGGAAAUUAUAGAGGAAAUGGGAAAGUUGUCCGAUUUGACCGGUACAAUCCUGGAGAAGGAAGACAACGGGUUGUACAUUCAUCUAAAAUCGUGCGACAUAUUGCCCGUGCUUCCGUUGGAGAAGUGGUACGGAUCUUUCUUCGCCGGUGUUCUGCCGGAGUUGGCCAUUAUUCGUAUAUGGGACAAAAUCUGCGGAGGAUCGAUCAAGAUUGUAAUCUUUGUGCUGAUAGAAAUACUUCGCACCUUGCGGAGAAGGGUGCUCCGGUGCGUGGAUCUGAAAUCUUUGCUCGAGUGCAUUGAAACCAUCAAAGACGAGCAGGAAACGGCCGAUCUCAUCGUAAACAAGGCCAUCGAACUGUGGCAGCAGAACAAGGGCCACAACGAGUUCAUUCUUCAGUCCAAAGCGAAGGCCCUCAUAUGAAGUCAUCCAUUCAUCGUCUUAAACCGAACUGAAUUUACAGUGGAACAUAUAAAUUUAUGUGAUCACAAUAUAGAUUAUUAGAAUUAAAAUAUAAGGAAUCGAUAGAGUUAUAUUAAA
Aedes aegypti (yellow fever mosquito) is the source of this 1046-nucleotide messenger RNA. RefSeq names its product TBC1 domain family member 7-like. Bases 36 to 929 code for a protein of 297 amino acids. Gene Ontology annotation, biological process: activation of GTPase activity; negative regulation of TOR signaling. Gene Ontology annotation, molecular function: GTPase activator activity. The record is from RefSeq and is a predicted model, not a curated record. The transcript is spliced from 4 exons. Lineage: Eukaryota; Metazoa; Arthropoda; Insecta; Diptera; Culicidae.